AAACGCGUCGAAGUUGACAAUGACAAGUUAAGUCGUCUGCUUGCGAUGCUUUAGUUAACCUUUACGAUUCCUAGGUGUAAACGUUUAGAUUAGGUUUUAAAUCAUCGCGAGGUAAGAAAUAAUCACGCGAUGGGCGAUAAAUCGGAAAAUUCGAAAACGAACGAACAGAUCAUAGAGGAACUCACAAAAGAUCUAGAAAGUUCUUGUAUCAAAGCAAAUGAUAACCCCGCGUCGGACGACAAUAUCAAAGAUUCGACUGAAAAAAAUGGCAAUUCCUCGGGCACUUGUUACGAACGCGUGGGAAUAAUCAAUGACAAUGCCGACGAAUGUGAAACAGGAGCCACAGGCGACACAAAUUUCCCGCAAGACUAUGUAGACGAAGAAUCGUUGAAAGACAGAGAACUUACUCUCUCUGAAGAUGAAAAAGAAAUCCUUAAAGCAGAAGCAGAGAAAUGUAAAGAUAAAGGAAAUGAUCUUUUUAAGAGCGAAGAAUAUCAAGAGGCAAUAUCUAUGUACACGCAAGGAUUGCGAACUUGUCCGUUAGCUUAUAGCAAAGAGAGAUCCAUUCUGUAUGCUAACAGGGCUGCUGCAAAGUUAAUAUGUCUGGAUAGAGAAUCCGCGAUAUCCGACUGUACAAAGGCCAUAGAAUUAAAUCCAAAUUAUGUGAAAGCAUACGCUAGAAGAGCCAAACUAUACGAAGAAACGGAUAAGCUAGACGAGGCUCUGGCAGACUUCAAAAAAAUUCUAACGCUUGAUUCCGGUCACGUAGAGGCAAAUCAUGCCACUCGGAGAUUACCUCCAUUGAUCAACGAAAGAAAUGAAAAACUGAAAGAGGAAAUGCUAGGGAAACUGAAGGAUUUGGGAAAUAUGGUACUAAAACCUUUUGGUCUUUCUACGAAUAAUUUCGAACUACAAAAGGAUCCGAAUAGCGGUGGUUAUUCCGUCAAGUUCCAUCAAAAUCCUAGUUAAUACAUCAACCGCCGCAUAAAAAUGGAUUUUGGAAGCGUGUCACAGAAUAUUUAUACGUACCUUAUGUAAAUUCUGCUCGGAUGCUGUGUGCUUGUUGUAAUAAAUAUAUAAACGUUA
Molecule: messenger RNA, 1086 nt
Organism: Bombus pascuorum
Lineage: Eukaryota; Metazoa; Arthropoda; Insecta; Hymenoptera; Apidae
Gene: Ttc1
Product: tetratricopeptide repeat protein 1
Exons: 4
Coding region: 130-969 (279 amino acids)
Molecular function (GO): protein binding
Source: RefSeq, a predicted model, not a curated record